This is a messenger RNA of Globicephala melas (long-finned pilot whale), 1074 nucleotides long. RefSeq names its product deoxyribonuclease 2 beta (gene DNASE2B). Lineage: Eukaryota; Metazoa; Chordata; Mammalia; Artiodactyla; Delphinidae. Gene Ontology annotation, biological process: apoptotic DNA fragmentation. Gene Ontology annotation, molecular function: deoxyribonuclease II activity. The record is from RefSeq and is a predicted model, not a curated record.
AUGACAGCAAGACUUCUAAGAACACCCCUGGCUUUGCUCUUCCUUGGCUUCUUUGGGAUCCUGAAGGCGACAACAAUAUCGUGCAGAAACGAGGAAGGUGAAGCUGUGGAUUGGUUUACAUUUUAUAAGUUGCCUAAAAGGCAAGACAAGGAAAGUAGAGAGACUGGGGUAGAGUACCUAUACCUAGACUCUGCAACCAGAAGCUGGAGAAGGAGUAAGCAACUAAUGAAUACCACCAAGAGUGUUUUGGGAAGGACAUUACAACAGCUAUAUGAAGCAUAUGCUUCCGAGGAUAACAGCACAGCCUAUCUAAUAUACAAUGAUGGAGUCCCUAAAUCCAUGAAUUACAGCAGAAAGUAUGGACACACCAAAGGUUUACUUCUGUGGAACAGAAUCCAGGGGUUCUGGUUGAUUCAUUCCAUUCCCCAUUUUCCUCCAAUUCCUGAAGAAGGCUAUGAGUAUCCACCCACAGGGAGACGAAAUGGACAAACUGGCAUCUGCAUAACUUUCAAGUACAACCAGUAUGAAGCAAUAGAUUCUCAGCUCUUGGUCUGCAACCCAAACGUUUAUAGCUGUUCCAUCCCAGUAACCUUUCACCAGGAGCUCGUUCACAUGCCCCAGCUGUGUGCCAGAUCCAGCUCAUCAGAGAUCCCUGGCCGGCAUCUCACCACACUUCAGUCAGCCCAGGGACAAAAAUUCCUCCAUUUUGCAAAGUCUGAUUAUUUUCUUGACGACAUCUUUGCAGCCUGGAUGGCUCAACGGUUGAAGACUCACUUGCUAACAGAAACCUGGCAGAGAAAGAGACAAGAGCUUCCUUCAAACUGCUCCCUUCCUUACCAUGUCUACAAUGUCAAAGCAAUUAAGUUAUCUAGACAAUCUUAUUUCAGCUCUUAUCAGGAUCAUGCCAAAUGGUGUAUUUCCCAAAAGGGCACCAAAAAUCGCUGGACAUGUAUUGGAGACCUAAAUCGGAGCCCACACCAAGCCUUCAGAAGUGGAGGAUUCAUUUGUACCCAGAAUCAGCAUAUUUACCAAGCAUUCCAAGGAUUAGUUUUAUAUUAUGAGAACUGUAACUAA